AUGGAGCCGCGAAAAGUCACCUGCGAGGAUGUGAAUAAGCUCCUCGCCAUGUGCUCCAUAACGCAGGAGACGGUCAUCACGUCGCUCCAGCAGUGCUCCUCGAGCCUUUUUGUCCUGCUCUACCAGCGGCUCUACAGCUGCACCAUCGAAGGCAUUGAAAGCUCCCCCUACACGCUACAGCAGAAACAGCGGAACGUCACACGCGUACUGAAUGAGCUGCGCGACAAACGUGGCAUUGAUGUUGCAGGCAUUGACGCGGAGCAGAUCAUCCAAUUCAAUGAAGAGCACAUUAGUCGACUCAUCACGCUCUUCUUGGGUAUUGCACACAAUAUGCGCAAGAAGAAAGACGCAGAGGAUGCGGCAGCCGCUCCAGUUGGCGCUAAAAGGUCACCGUCGACGCGAGACGCAUUUCCCGCAGCACCAGCACGGCCCGUCUUGGCCGAGUUGCCGAAUAAAUCCGUGGAGGAUGGGACCUGGUAUGCGCCAGUAAGGACCAUCGACGAAGGGAUGCAAAUGUUGCACCUUGGUGGCGUGUCACCAGCCCCAUUCCCUCAGGAGCAUGUGAAGGGCGCAGUCUUGCACCCUGGCGGGGGACGCGUGGGUCAACUCCCGGCGUCCUUCGGGCCCCCGCAUCACACACGCCACAGUCAUUCUCGUCACGUCCGGGAAAUGGACGAGAGGGUGGGCGCGGGGAACGUUGCCGUCAUCCCUGCAGGCGAAGCAGAGGACGAGGUCGGCGAUGACGAGGAUGACGUUGGGGACGCCUUGGUCAUGGGGCACGCCGCGAAGGAGGAACACGAGUACGGCGGAAGCGCGGGCAGCUACGGCAAUGGGGAGGACGAGGAGGAAAUACCCACCAAGCAGUUGGUGAAUGCGUGGAGCGCCGAGGUGAUCCCGCCCACGCGUUGCAAUCGCGCGAUGAAUUCCGCAGACGUCGCGGAUCUGCGGGGGCGGUUGAGCCUCAUGGAGGAGCGACUGACAAAUGAGGCCCUCCAACGCGAGCGGCGUCGGCGGGCCGCAGCACAGUCUCAGGUCGAGAGCGGCCACGUUGGCGUCGGCGAGCUUGCGGCAACGGGGAUCAAGCAAGUCAAGAGGCGGGCGAGACCGAAGUUGGUGCUGCCGCGUAGCCUCGUUCCUGAUGCCGUCUCCGUGGAGGAUUUGCUCCGCCAUGAGCCGAAGCGCAUGAUAGAUUACACGCUGCGGAAUGAAAAGAUCGAAAUGCUGCGCUCCAUUCGUCUUAUUGAUGACUUGCAGAAGGAAAUACGGCGGAAGAUGGUGCAGCGCCACAACGACACAACACGGCACCUACGCGAGGAGCUGCGGCAGGCCUUGGAAGACGAUCGGAGGGAAAAACUGGAGCGCAUGCGGCAGAUUAAGGACGAGGACGAGAAGUACCGCAGCGCCUACAGGGCCAUUAUGGCUGCGGCGUGCAAUGACCUUCGUACCGCGAAGGAUCUCAUGAUGGAACGCACCCGACAGCUGGCGGAGUAUCAUUCACACUCGCUGCGUGAGAGCCGUCGCAUGUGCGACUACAUGAAGCGGGAGAGCAAGGAGCGGAUGCGGCACGAUCUUCUUCGCUAUGCGAGUACUGUAACAGGGUGGCAGUCGCACUUUGUUAGUUAG
Molecule: messenger RNA, 1623 nt
Organism: Trypanosoma conorhini
Lineage: Eukaryota; Euglenozoa; Kinetoplastea; Trypanosomatida; Trypanosomatidae
Exons: 1
Coding region: 1-1623 (540 amino acids)
Cellular component (GO): centrosome; spindle pole
Source: RefSeq, a predicted model, not a curated record